CAUCUCAGCGUUGUUUUUUAGCUAAAGCUGGUCGAGGAGCCACUUCCGCUUUAAAUUCUGUCAACUUCCGAGGCGAAAGCAGCGACCAGUUGGGAACAACUUUUAGCUUUUGCUUGUGAGUGGGGACAUGGAUAGAAUAAAUGUUCCCCCUCCGGGCCCCACGGACCUGCCGCUGUCCCUGCUGGAGAUGGGAUGCUCUGGCAGGUUCGAGCUCAUCACACACCCCUCUCCGGACCAGCCUUUACUUCCACAGAGCACGCUCCCACAUGGGCUUCCUCCCACCAGCCUGAGCCUGGACAGAGAGGUAGAGAAACAGUUCUUAAGGGAUGCUGCCUGGCUUCCGAUACACGACACAGACCUUGCCUUCCAGAAGUUUCUCAAGGUGGCUCAAAGAGAAGUUAAUGUCGACUCUUUAAUCAACUCCGCUCACUCAGCCCUUCACUCUGGCAUCUCUGUUGUCAGAGAUCCAACGACAGGGAUGCUGCUGGACUUCACAGAGGUGUUACUGGAGAACACUGGCCUGUCGGCAAAGAACUCACUUUCACUGCAACGCCAACCAGGGCCUCCUUCAGAGAGCCUCCGAGGAAGCAACACCAACUACCCCUUUCACCCCGGUGGAAUGGAGGAGCUUUCUCUGGAACAAAUUAAGAAGAGAUCUGAUCUGGAGGAGGACAUCGACUUUGAGAAUGAUUUACUCAGAGUUCCACCUGGACUUAAAGCUGGGAUGGAUUUCACUGACAAAGAGGCCAAAGUAGCGAAAGCAGAGGUCAACCUCAUGUCCCUUCUGUCCACAUUGGAGGACAUCCCUGUCUUGCAACCUGCGGUAGAAGAGACAGAGGAGAGCAAAGAAAAAGAGGAAGCUCCUAAACUACCCAGAACCAACAGCCUUGAAGACCUUGGAGUGAAGGAUGUUGUGUCAUCCUCAACUCUCUCAAAGGCAGGAAAAGAUGACAAAUCAAAGCCAAAUGAGAACCCAGAGGAAAAUGUGAAGUGGGCCAUCCCUGUCAACAUAAAUGCUCCCUGCAAUAAUUUCUAUAAACUCAUACCCAACCCAGCAUUCAAGUGGCCGUUUGAGCUGGACGUCUUCCAGAAACAGGCCGUGCUGAAGCUGGAGGCUCACGAGUCUGUGUUUGUAGCCGCGCACACGUCAGCUGGCAAAACAGUGGUGGCCGAGUACGCCAUCGCCCUCUCGCAGAAACACAUGACAAGGACCAUCUACACCUCUCCCAUCAAAGCCCUGUCCAACCAGAAGUUCAGAGACUUCAAAACCACCUUUGGAGACGUCGGCCUCCUGACGGGCGACGUCCAGCUCAGUCCCGAGUCCUCGUGUCUCAUCAUGACCACUGAGAUCCUCAGGUCCAUGCUUUACAACGGCUCAGAGGUCAUCAGGGACUUGGAGUGGGUGAUCUUCGACGAGGUUCACUACAUCAACGAUGCAGAGAGAGGGGUGGUGUGGGAGGAGGUUUUGAUCAUGCUCCCCGAUCACGUCAGCAUUAUUCUCCUUAGUGCCACGGUGCCGAAUGCUGUUGAGUUUAGCGAGUGGAUUGGUCGGAUAAAGAAGAAGCACAUCUACGUGAUCAGCACAAUGAAGAGACCUGUGCCUUUGGAGCAUUAUCUGUACACCGGCAACAGCACCAAGACUCAGAAAGAGAUGCACCUGCUCAUGGACGCUACAGGGAACUUUCUCACUAAAGGGUACUAUGCAGCUGUCGAUGCCAAGAAGGAGCGUACCAGCAAACACGCCCAAUCGUUUGGCACAAAAAGUACUUCUCACAACACCACGGCCAGUCAGGACCGAUCGGUGUGGCUCACUCUCCUGCACUUCCUGUCCCAGCGCCAGCAGACGCCGGUGGUCGCGUUCACCUUCUCAAGGACGCGGUGUGACGACAACGCCCGCUCGCUCGAUUCGAUGGACAUGACCACCUCAAUAGAGAAGGCCGAGAUUCACUCUUUCUUCCAGAAGAGUCUGAGUCGCCUGCGGGGAGGAGACAGACAGCUGCCUCAGAUCUUGGUCAUGAGGGACCUGUUGAAGAGGGGAAUAGCAGUCCAUCAUAGCGGGAUCCUGCCGAUACUGAAGGAGGUCAUCGAGAUGCUCUUCUCACGAGGUCUCGUAAAAGUGCUGUUUGCUACCGAGACGUUUGCUAUGGGAGUGAACAUGCCGGCCAGGACUGUGGUGUUCGACAGCAUCAGGAAGCACGACGGGACCGGCUUUAGAAACCUGCUGCCGGGUGAGUACAUCCAGAUGGCGGGCCGGGCAGGCAGGCGAGGUCUGGACGCCACCGGCACCGUCAUCAUCCUGUGUAAGGCCGGAGUUCACGAGAUGGCGGAUCUGCAUGUCAUGAUGCUGGGUAAACCUACAAUCCUCCAGUCCCAGUUCAGACUGACCUACACGAUGAUCCUCAACCUGCUGCGGGUCGAAGCCCUGCGCGUGACCGACAUGAUGAGGCGCAGCUUUUCUGAGAGCCACAGGGACACUCAGUCCCACGAGAAGAGGAUCAGCCAGCUGAAGCAGAUGGUGUCUUCUCUACCUCCUCUGGACACAGAAGGCCAGCUGUCGGACAUGUUGCCGUACUACCACACGGUGACGGAGCUACGAACCACCACAGAGGCCCUCCAGUGCGCUAUCCUGGAGUCCGUCAACGGGCUGAAAGCGCUGUCUGUGGGUCGCGUUGUGGUUGUGAACAACAAACAGCAUCUCAACGCUCUGGGCGUUAUCCUACAGGUGUCAAGUGACGCAGUGAAUCGCACCUUCACAGCUCUGGUCAUCUGCGAGAAGGGCAACGAGGAAGAGGACGGAAAAGGGAACAACAACAAGGCUUUCCCCCACCUCUACAACACGGCUCUCUUCAUACCUGAAGGCCCUUGCAGCCACACGGUCCAGAAGUUGAAGCUUCAUGACAUCUCAGCCAUCACAGUGAAAACCCUGAAGGUGAUUCCGGACCGGAUCAUCGACAACUACAGCAAGAGGCAGCAGCCACGAUUCAGACUCGAUCCGCCUGGCCAAGCCAUCUCCACGGCGACCCAGGAGCUCCUGCGAUUGGCCGAGGCCAACCCCAACGGCAUGGCGGCCCUGGACCCCGUAAACGACCUCCAGUUAAAGAGCGUUGACGUGGUGGAGGACUCCAUGAGGCUGCGUGUGCUGCAGAGCAGCCUCCGAGAGUUCAACUGCAUCCACUCGCCCACAUUUGCAGAGCAGUUUGCUCGGGUCGAUGAGAGGAUGAAAGUGCAGGAGGAGCUGGACCGGCUGCUGUUCCUGGUUUCGGACCAGUCUCUGUCUCUGCUGCCUGAAUACCACCAGAGGAUCAAGGUGCUGCAGUCGCUCCAGUACGUGGACAGUGGCGGGGCGGUGCAGCUGAAGGGCCGCGUGGCCUGUCAGAUCAGCAGCCACGAGCUGCUGCUGACCGAGCUGCUGUUCGAGAACGUCCUGAGCCCGCUGGCGCCCGAGGAGAGCGCCGCCCUGCUGUCCUGUUUGGUAUUCACGCAGAAAACGCAGGUGGAGCCGCACAUUACCAGCACACUGCAGGAGGCCAUCGAUCGCGUGCUGUCAGUGGCCAAGCGUAUCGGAGAGCUGCAGAGGGAGUGUGGGAUACCACAGACAGCUGAGGAGUUUGUUGGCCAGUUCAAGUUUGGCCUGACGGAGGUGGUCUACUGCUGGGCCAGAGGCAUGCCGUUCGCGGAGAUCGCCCAGCUGACGGACGUCCAGGAGGGCACGGUGGUUCGCUGCAUCCAGCGCCUGGACGAGGUGCUGAAGGAGGUGCGACAGGCCGCCCGCAUCGUGGGGGACUCCGUCCUAGGGAGCAAGAUGGAGAAGGCGUCCCUGGCCAUCCGCAGGGACAUCGUCUUCACCGCCUCCCUCUACACCCACUGAGAGACGAGAUCUGCCCGCAGCCGAGUGCUUCUCGGCGGGAAAGAUGGAGCUGCAUGUGAGCGAUGUGAAGAGCGUAAAUGUUCAAACAAGUGCUGUAUGUGCCUAAACAAAAAAAACAUGAAUGUUUACAUGAAAGUUCCUGAAGGGAAUGUUUUUAACCGACAGACCAAAAUACAAAAUGUGGGAAUGAACAUGAACGCAUCUGGAUUGUAAUUUAUUGUACAGUAAUAAACCUGUAUUCCAAAAACC
Messenger RNA from Gasterosteus aculeatus aculeatus (three-spined stickleback), 4117 nucleotides. RefSeq names its product SKI2 subunit of superkiller complex (gene skic2). The record is from RefSeq and is a predicted model, not a curated record. Gene Ontology annotation, cellular component: Ski complex. Lineage: Eukaryota; Metazoa; Chordata; Actinopteri; Perciformes; Gasterosteidae. Gene Ontology annotation, biological process: nuclear-transcribed mRNA catabolic process, 3'-5' exonucleolytic nonsense-mediated decay. Gene Ontology annotation, molecular function: ATP binding; RNA helicase activity; RNA binding.